Emys orbicularis (European pond turtle) is the source of this 1554-nucleotide messenger RNA. Its product is annotated as potassium voltage-gated channel subfamily A member 6-like. Gene Ontology annotation, molecular function: delayed rectifier potassium channel activity; protein binding. The record is from RefSeq and is a predicted model, not a curated record. The transcript has a single exon. Gene Ontology annotation, biological process: potassium ion transmembrane transport; protein homooligomerization. Gene Ontology annotation, cellular component: voltage-gated potassium channel complex; membrane. NCBI's taxonomy places the organism in Eukaryota, Metazoa, Chordata, Testudines, Emydidae. Bases 1 to 1554 code for a protein of 517 amino acids.
AUGAGGGCGGAGGAGCCCCUGUCUCUCGCAGGGGCCGGGGGCGGCUGCGGAGAGGCGGAGGCUGCCGGGGAGGACCGGAGCGGGAGCGGCAGCUGCUGCAGCAGCGAGCGCCUGGUGAUCAACAUCUCCGGGCUGCGCUUCGAGACCCAGCUGCGGACCCUGUCGCUCUUCCCGGACACGCUGCUGGGGGACCCGAGCCGCCGGAUGCGCUUCUUCGACCCGCUGCGCAACGAGUACUUCUUCGAUCGGAACCGGCCCAGCUUCGACGCCAUCCUCUAUUACUACCAGUCCGGGGGCCGGCUGCGCAGGCCGGUCCAUGUGCCCCUGGACAUCUUCAUGGAGGAGAUCCGCUUCUACCAGCUGGGCGAGGAGGCCAUCGAGACCUUCCGGGAGGACGAGGGAUUCAUCCAGGAGGAGGAGAAGCCCCUGCCUCAACAGCACUUCCAGCGCCAGGUGUGGCUCCUUUUCGAGUACCCGGAGAGCUCUGGGCCGGCCCGGGGCAUCGCCAUCGUCUCGGUGCUGGUGAUCCUCAUCUCCAUAGUCAUCUUCUGCCUGGAGACCCUGCCCGAGUUCCGCCAGGAGAGCAAGGGCGCAGCGCCGGGCUUUGCGGAGGGCGCGCACCGGGAGGACCAGAUGUUCUUGCUCGCUGAGCAGCCAAAUGGCACCCCGUCUCCGAUGCACCCCUCUCCCAGGGCAAACCCCUUCUUUACCGACCCCUUCUUCCUCAUCGAGACCCUGUGCAUCAUCUGGUUCUCCUUCGAGCUGCUGGUGCGCUUCUUCGCCUGCCCCAGCAAGCCCGAGUUCUCCAGGAACAUCAUGAACAUUAUAGACAUCGUGGCCAUCAUCCCUUACUUCAUCACCCUGGGCACCGAGCUGGCUCAGGAGCAGCAGCAAAAACAGCAGCCUAGGACCACCAUUAACAACAACGGGGGCCAGCAGCAAGCCAUGUCCCUGGCCAUCCUCAGGGUCAUCCGCCUGGUCAGGGUCUUCAGGAUCUUCAAGCUCUCCAGACACUCCAAGGGGCUGCAGAUCCUGGGGAAAACCCUCCAGGCCAGCAUGAGAGAGCUCGGUCUCCUCAUCUUUUUCCUUUUCAUCGGUGUGAUCCUUUUCUCUAGCGCCGUGUAUUUUGCUGAGACUGAUGACCCAGAAUCUUUGUUCACCAGUAUCCCAGAUGCUUUCUGGUGGGCAGUAGUGACCAUGACCACUGUGGGCUACGGAGACAUGUACCCUAUGACAAUCGGGGGCAAGAUCGUGGGCUCCUUGUGUGCUAUCGCUGGCGUGCUGACCAUAGCCCUGCCUGUACCUGUUAUCGUGUCCAACUUCAACUACUUCUACCACCGAGAAACUGAGCAGGAGGAGCAGUGCCAGUACACCCAUGUCACCUGUGGCGAGCAGCAAUCUCCUUUCUCGGAGCCUAAAAAGGGGGGCAGUAAUCAGUCCCUCAGUAAAUCAGAAUUUCUGGAGGCAGAAGAUUUAGAAUCUAUGAAAUAUCCCAACUUCAUUCCAACCAGCAAUCAGGGCUACAGAGGGAAGAAAAUGCUGACAGAAGUGUGA